UCUGCUCUCAGGCGGGAAUGUCUCUGUCGGUGUAUUUCUGUGGUAGUAUUCGUGGUGGACGGGAGGACCGGGCUCUGUAUGAGCGGAUCGUCCGGGAGUUACAGCGAUAUGGGACGGUGCUGACCGAGCAUAUCGUCCGACCGGAGAUCACUGAAGCCGGGGAAGAUGCUUUUGAAAAAGGAGACAAGUUCAUCCACGACAGAGAUGUUAAGUGGCUUCAACAGGCCGAUGUGGUGGUGGCAGAAGUGACCCAGCCGUCCCUGGGUGUCGGGUAUGAGUUGGGCCGGGCUGUGGCAAUGAACAAAAAGAUCCUGUGCCUAUUCAGACCAUCUUCUGGACGAGUACUGUCGGCAAUGAUUCGGGGUGCCCACGACGGACACUCGGUUCUUGUUAGGGACUACAAGCCUGAGGAAAUGGAAGGAAUGCUUUCAGAAUACUUUACUGUCACCUUCCCAUCAUUGUGA
This is a messenger RNA of Staurois parvus, 464 nucleotides long. The record is from the annotation of a GenBank genome assembly. Lineage: Eukaryota; Metazoa; Chordata; Amphibia; Anura; Ranidae.